Kazachstania africana CBS 2517 is the source of this 684-nucleotide messenger RNA. RefSeq names its product Rmi1p (gene RMI1). NCBI's taxonomy places the organism in Eukaryota, Fungi, Ascomycota, Saccharomycetes, Saccharomycetales, Saccharomycetaceae. The transcript has a single exon. The record is from RefSeq and is a predicted model, not a curated record. Bases 1 to 684 code for a protein of 227 amino acids.
AUGUCUCUUUCCGGCAUUAUAUCUCAGGAUAUAACGCAACAAAUAGAUCUCCCGACUACAACUACAUCUGCAAGAGAGGCGUCGGUGUUUAAAGCAUAUCAAAACGAUCCAUGGCUGCAUGGAACUGCGCAAAAUGUGAUAGAUCAGAAGAUGCUAGAAGUAGAUCGUGAUUUACUUUUCCAAAUUCUUAUGAUAGAAAAUGUUAGUAAAUCAAAGCAGACUCAAUAUGACGAUUUGAAAGCUAAGAUUGACCCUAAAAAUCAAAAAGUUGAUCGAUUGAAAGAUUCUAAUGUUAAAGGUCCGAAACGUUACCAAAUGGUAACUCAAGUUAAUAUGGAAGAUGAUAAUCUUUCUCAAAGAAAUAAUAAUGUAUUAAAUGACAAAUCAGUUUUCAAAUUGGCGAUACAAAGUAAAGCUGGUGAUAUCUUCUUUGCUGUCAAUACCACUCCAUUACCAUGGAGUUCAUGCAUGCUAGGUUCUAAAAUAACAAUAAAACCGGGGACGAUCUUUAACAGAGGCAUGUUUAUAUUAAAGGAAUCAAACGUCACCUUCUUAGGUGGUAUUAAUAGAACUUGGAACGAAAAUAAAGACUAUAAAAUGUGCGAUUAUUUUGAAGCUAAACUUGAUCAAUACAAAUCCACUAUAAAUAAUAACACAAGGAAAAGGAGAGCCCCUGCAACUUGA